CUAGCGGGAGCGGGGAGUCCCGCCUCGUCGCGCCGCUUUAGACGUCACGCGGGUCACGUGGGCCGAGGCCAGCAGCCUCCGGAGCGGCGAGGAGGCCGGAGGCGGGGAAGGGGAGCUCCUGCAGACGCCGCCGCCGCCGCCGCCUGUCCGCCCGCCGGCCCCGCCGGAGCCCGCCUCCGCCAGCAUGGGCAUCAAAUUUCUGGAACUCAUUAAGCCCUUCUGCGCCGUUUUGCCCGAAAUCCAGAAGCCUGAAAGAAAAAUUCAGUUCAGAGAGAAAGUUUUAUGGACAGCCAUCACCCUCUUCAUUUUUUUAGUAUGCUGCCAGAUACCCUUGUUUGGAAUAAUGUCCUCAGACUCCGCGGAUCCCUUCUACUGGAUGAGAGUCAUCCUUGCGUCAAACAGAGGCACUUUGAUGGAGUUGGGCAUCUCCCCCAUCGUGACCUCCGGCCUCAUCAUGCAGCUCCUGGCUGGAGCCAAAAUCAUUGAAGUGGGCGAUACCCCGAAAGACCGAGCCCUGUUCAACGGCGCUCAGAAGUUGUUCGGCAUGAUUAUCACCAUUGGCCAGGCCAUCGUGUACGUCAUGACGGGGAUGUAUGGGGAUCCUUCCGAGAUGGGGGCCGGAAUCUGCCUUCUGAUUAUCAUCCAGUUGUUUGUUGCUGGCUUGAUAGUCCUGCUGCUGGAUGAGCUUCUCCAGAAAGGGUAUGGCUUGGGAUCCGGCAUUUCCCUCUUCAUUGCCACCAACAUCUGUGAGACGAUAGUGUGGAAGGCCUUUAGCCCCACCACCAUUAACACGGGCAGAGGUACGGAAUUCGAGGGGGCCGUCAUUGCCUUGUUCCACCUCUUGGCCACGCGCACCGACAAAGUCCGCGCUCUGCGGGAAGCCUUUUACCGCCAGAACCUGCCAAAUCUCAUGAACCUGAUCGCGACCGUCUUUGUCUUUGCGGUAGUCAUAUACUUUCAGGGAUUCCGAGUUGAUCUCCCGAUCAAGUCUGCCCGCUACCGGGGUCAGUACAGCAGCUACCCCAUCAAGCUCUUUUAUACUUCCAACAUCCCCAUCAUCCUCCAGUCCGCCUUAGUGUCCAACCUCUACGUCAUUUCGCAGAUGCUGUCCGUCCGCUUCAGCGGCAACUUCCUGGUCAAUUUACUCGGCCAGUGGGCGGACGUUAGCGGAGGCGGCCCAGCGCGCUCCUAUCCGGUGGGGGGUCUCUGCUAUUACCUCUCCCCCCCGGAAUCCAUGGGGGCCAUCUUCGAGGAUCCGGUCCACGUGAUUGUGUAUAUUGUAUUUAUGCUGGGCUCUUGUGCCUUUUUCUCCAAGACGUGGAUCGAAGUGUCCGGAUCUUCAGCCAAAGACGUCGCCAAGCAAUUGAAAGAGCAGCAGAUGGUAAUGAGGGGGCACCGAGACACAUCCAUGGUCCAUGAAUUAAACCGGUACAUCCCGACAGCAGCUGCCUUCGGAGGGUUGUGUAUCGGGGCGCUCUCGGUCCUGGCUGACUUCCUGGGGGCCAUCGGCUCCGGCACCGGGAUUCUGCUGGCGGUCACCAUCAUUUACCAAUAUUUUGAGAUCUUUGUCAAAGAACAGGCGGAAGUUGGAGGCGUGGGGGCGUUGUUUUUCUAAACAGACCGGCAUUCCGCCUGUCUUGUGACAAAAGGAGAAGAACGUCCUUCGACCUCGCCCGAAUCCAAUAAUGCCAUUUUGAUUUAAUUUCUCCCUCCCCCUUUUUUUUUCAAAACGAGUCACCCCAUUUAUUCCUAAAUGGGCCCCCUGCCCAGCUUCAGAGCUGGCUGCCUUAAAAGAAUCCAAAGUUUACAUUGUCUUGGUUUAAAAAGAAAUAUUAAUAUUCCAAAAAAUUAUAACUCUCUCUCUCUUUCUCUCGCGUGUGGCCUGUAAGGUUGGAAGACAUAAUUCUCUCCGGCCCUCGAGGGAAGAAUGGCGGGUGGCCAUUUUGUUGCACUUUUGCACACUUGGUGGGCGUGCAAACAUAUCUACUACGCACAUCCCGUUGCAAAGAUUUCCGAAUUGCCCCAAAUGGCUUAGGGCUUAUUUAAAAAAAAUAAAUAAAUAAAAAUAGGUCCCGUUUCCUUC
Molecule: messenger RNA, 2083 nt
Organism: Thamnophis elegans (Western terrestrial garter snake)
Lineage: Eukaryota; Metazoa; Chordata; Lepidosauria; Squamata; Natricidae
Gene: SEC61A2
Product: SEC61 translocon subunit alpha 2
Exons: 12
Coding region: 185-1615 (476 amino acids)
Biological process (GO): SRP-dependent cotranslational protein targeting to membrane, translocation; post-translational protein targeting to membrane, translocation
Cellular component (GO): Sec61 translocon complex; membrane
Molecular function (GO): signal sequence receptor activity; transmembrane protein transporter activity; ribosome binding
Source: RefSeq, a predicted model, not a curated record